AUGCGAAUCUUCAGCUCGUCCCACGAAUUUGCCUACUCAUGGGAAGAAGUUUCAACGAACAACUGGCGGAAAUACUGCCCCUGGAACGACAAAGCCGAGCACGUUUUGGCCGUGGACACAUUGUCGAGAAGAGUUGAUCCUACCACUGGUAUCCUCCGAACAGAGAGGUUAAUCACAUGCAAGCAGAACGCGCCCCAAUGGAUAAUAUCCAUCUUAGGCGGCGACACCACAAGUCAGGUCUACGAAGUAUCAUACGUUGAUCCCGUUGCCAAGAGGGUCACCAUGUGCAGCACAAACAUGACUUGGUCAAGUCUGUUACAAUGUCGAGAGACUGUCGUUUAUCAGCCGUCUCGUGUCGACACCAAUGGGAGGACAGAGUUCAUGCAGGAGGCCAAGAUAAUAGCUUUCUGUGGUGGCUGGCAGAAGAUCAGGAACAAGAUCGAGGAGGCCUGUGUCGAUCGUUUUAAAGAAAACGCCGCAAGAGGCAGAGAAGGUUUCGAAACAGUGCUAGAGAUGAGCCGGAAAGUCUUUGGCGAAGAGAGGGAAAGAUUACGCCUUGGUCAACCUGCGAUGGCAUGA
This is a messenger RNA of Lithohypha guttulata, 579 nucleotides long. RefSeq names its product Phospholipid metabolism protein (gene UPS2). Gene Ontology annotation, molecular function: phosphatidic acid transfer activity. Bases 1 to 579 code for a protein of 192 amino acids. Gene Ontology annotation, cellular component: mitochondrial intermembrane space. Gene Ontology annotation, biological process: phospholipid transport. The transcript has a single exon. NCBI's taxonomy places the organism in Eukaryota, Fungi, Ascomycota, Eurotiomycetes, Chaetothyriales, Trichomeriaceae. The record is from RefSeq and is a predicted model, not a curated record.